AAGCUACCUCUAUGCCUUUGUAAGUGAUGGAUUGACACAUUUGUUCACAAAAACACAUGAAAACUUGACAUUUCGUUCUUAUAGUCACAUGUAACCUAUCUGCAGGUCUAGUUUAGUUACAUCUCACUUUAAUAGAAACAGUGAUUUUCUCCUAUUUUAUUAAUGAGGUAGACAAUAUGUUUAGGUUACCAACUCCCUCCCCACAUGUUAAAGUACCCUUUGGUGUGCUCACUUAUUAAACUUGGGGGAGAGUUCAGACUCAUUGAUGGAUAUAAGGGAAUUUAGGAACCGUUACGUACAAACGUCAACGUCACGUUUCUAUUGGUUCGUUGCUAAGUUAAUUGGUAAAAGCAACCGGCUGUUAACUAUUUAGACGGUGGGAUGGCGGGUGCUUGGCGGAAUGCUCAAAACACAUGGAGGAUGGACUCGGGCCGUAGUGGAGGUGUCUGUAGGCAUUUCAUAAAUGGCUCUUGCAGAUUUGGUCCGAGGUGUAAUUAUCGACACGAAUGGCCAGUUAUACCGUCAUCCCAAAUAUGUCGGUACUUUCAGAAAGGUGGAUGCUGGUAUGGUGAACGCUGCAGGUAUCUCCAUGUCCUUCAGCCUGAAGCUGCUGCAGCUCUUACAGGUAGAAGAGGUUCGGUGCCUAACGUCUCCUCCUCCAGGGUGGCUCGCGCUCCACCUGACAGAAGAGGGUCAGAGCCUGCUCUUCUGCAGGCUGAGGUGAUGUCCAGGCAGGAAUGCAGCAGAUCAGAGACGGUGGUUGAUCUAUCAGAUGCUCAACACAACACUGGGCGCCUGGUUUCAGAUGUUACUGAAGAACGAUCAGAUGAUACUGACUCUCCUCUGACUGCUUCUCAAAGCUCAGUCAUUGCUCAAGCAGGUGCAUGUGGUCGAAGAAACGAACAGCAGACAUCGUCAGCUGAGACAACAGAGGAUGGGGCUGCGGCUGCGGCCUCUAGUGCCCAGGGGAAUGUAGAGGAAAUGGAGGCCCUCCUCCAGAGUAAAAAUGUGAGCUGUGGGAUCUGCAUGGAUAAGGUGUAUGAAAAGACGGAUCCAAGAAACCAUGUUUUUGGUAUCUUGCCAAACUGCAAUCACUCCUUCUGUUUACAAUGCAUCAUGACCUGGAGGAAAACAAAAGACCUCGGGCUGGACGUGGUAAAGACCUGCCCACAGUGCAGAGUGAGGUCUCCCUUUUAUGUGCCGAACAAAUUCUGGGUUGAAGGACAAGCAAAGGAAAGUGUAAUUGCUGCCUUCAAAGAGAAAUGCAGUAAGAAAAGCUGCAGUUACUACGCACGAUACAGAUGUUGUCCCUUCAAAACGGAGUGCCUUUAUCGCCAUGAUAAACCCACACGUAGCAGAUCAUUCCCGUAUCCUACAGAAGAUGAAGACGACUACGAUGGUGUAGAUCUGCUUAAUUUUUUCAUAGCCAUGACCUUUCUUGGCGACGAAGACGACGAUGAUGACUAUGACUUUCGUUUUUACCUAACUGAGGAGUAUGGUUUCUGAGCUUUUUCAUUCUUUUUGUCAGUGCCUGAAGCCACUGAAUGGGGCGUCAACUAUAUAUAAUCAGUUGCCCCAUUGAGCCCUCUGUCCUCCUUGAAGCUUUUGAGUAGCCAUGAUCAGGAUCAAGGUUGUCAACCAUGCACCACGGAGUGCCAAGUGUGUUGAUGUUUUUAAUUAGUCAGACGACAGCAGGUGAUUUAGAACUUACCUAGAAAUUGCUUUCUACAGUCUGGUUGGAAAUGAAAUGUGUACACUAGCUCUCCACGGCACUCGGUUUGUUGCCCUGGAUUUAGAUAAAAGCACCCCAGAUAGAAAUCCAGUAUUUGUCCUACCUCUAACGAUUUUGUGUGUAAUUUGUGGUCUUCUAGUUAAAGGUUUUCCUUUACCUUCCUGUGGCCAUAGUUCUUCAAACUUGUUGCAGAUUGUUAAUUUCUCCUUUACCUCUCUACUGACUUGAUGAGUGAUAAUUUCUGACUCCUCCCCUAGCAGUUUGCACCAGUUUGAUAUUUUAAAGUGUGGUGUGGAUGGUAGUUUUAAUUGUCUAAAGAUGAAAAGUGUACUGUACCCCUUCGUCCUUGUGCCCAUUACCGAUAAUGCCUGCCUCAAGAGUGACAUCCGUUUUCCUGGUUUUGGCAAGAGCAGAAAAUGUUGAGAUUUUAUUUCUUUUAAACAAGUUGUACUUGUACACAGAGAAUAAAACAUUGCUUUGCACAUUGUCUCACUGAAAAA
Messenger RNA from Seriola aureovittata, 2232 nucleotides. It is a transcript of the gene mkrn4, whose product is annotated as makorin, ring finger protein, 4. The record is from RefSeq and is a predicted model, not a curated record. Lineage: Eukaryota; Metazoa; Chordata; Actinopteri; Carangiformes; Carangidae. Gene Ontology annotation, biological process: protein polyubiquitination. Gene Ontology annotation, molecular function: metal ion binding; ubiquitin protein ligase activity. The transcript is spliced from 8 exons. The coding region runs from base 382 to 1506 and encodes 374 amino acids.